GAGCUCGCAGACAUUGCCCCUGUGCUGGACGUCGAGGACAUGGUUCGCAUGAAGGUGCCAGACUGGAAGUGCGUUUUCACGCAGAUCCAAUUCUACUAUCGCAAACUCAACUCCCCUGCUGGACCCCACCCCCAUGCCCCGCCGGCCGCCGAUUCUGCUCAGCUCGGCGACGGGCCCUCCGCCUAA
This is a messenger RNA of Mesocestoides corti, 186 nucleotides long. The record is from the annotation of a GenBank genome assembly. Lineage: Eukaryota; Metazoa; Platyhelminthes; Cestoda; Cyclophyllidea; Mesocestoididae.